AUGCAGCACAUUUUUGCCUUCUUCUGCACCAGUUUCCUAGGGACGGUAUUAGGGGCCAAUUUCCCCAACAAUAUCCAGAUAGGGGGAUUAUUUCCUAAUCAGCAGUCCCAGGAACAUGCGGCUUUUAGGUUUGCAUUGUCUCAGCUCACAGAACCCCCUAAACUGCUUCCCCAGAUUGACAUUGUGAAUAUUAGCGACAGCUUUGAAAUGACAUACACCUUCUGCUCGCAGUUCUCCAAGGGCGUCUACGCCAUCUUUGGGUUUUACGACAGGAAGACGGUCAACAUGCUCACAUCCUUCUGCGGGGCGCUCCACGUCUGCUUCAUAACGCCCAGCUUCCCCGUCGACACCUCCAACCAGUUCGUCCUCCAGCUGCGCCCAGAGCUUCAGGACGCCCUCAUCAACAUCAUCGAGUACUACAACUGGCAGAAGUUUGUGUACAUUUAUGAUGCUGACCGGGGCUUGUCAGUCCUACAGAAAGUGCUGGACACAGCUGCCGAGAAGAACUGGCAGGUGACAGCUGUCAACAUCCUGACAACAACAGAAGAGGGCUACAGGAUGCUCUUCCAGGAGCUGGAGAAGAAAAAGGAACGGCUGGUGGUAGUGGACUGCGAGACGGAGCGGCUGAAUGCCAUCCUGGGCAAGAUCAUCAAGCUUGAAAAAAAUGGGAUAGGAUACCACUACAUUCUAGCAAAUUUGGGAUUCAUGGACAUUGACCUGGUAAAAUUCAAGGAGAGUGGAGCAAAUGUGACCGGCUUCCAGCUGGUGAAUUACACAGACACCGUUCCAGCAAGGAUCAUGCAACAGUGGAAGAACAGUGAUGCCAGAGAACAUCCUCGAGUUGACUGGAAGAAGCCAAAGUACACAUCUGCUCUUACUUACGAUGGAGUUCGGGUGAUGGCGGAGGCUUUCCAGAGCCUGCGGAGGCAGCGGAUUGACAUCUCCCGUCGUGGGAAUGCUGGAGACUGCCUUGCAAAUCCAGCCGUUCCUUGGGGCCAAGGGAUUGACAUUCAGAGAGCUCUGCAACAGGUGCGCUUUGAAGGAUUAACCGGCAAUGUUCAGUUUAAUGAGAAAGGACGUCGGACCAACUACACCCUCCACGUGAUCGAAGUGAAACACGAUGGGAUCAGGAAGAUUGGUUAUUGGAACGAAGAUGAUAAGUUUCUUCCCACAGCCACAGAUUCCCAAGGUGACAAUGAAUCCGUGACUCUACAGAAUCGGACUUACAUAGUUACAACUAUUCUAGAAGAUCCAUAUGUGAUGCUCAAGAAGAAUGCCAACCAGUUUGAAGGCAACGAGAGGUAUGAAGGCUACUGCGUGGAGCUUGCUGCUGAGAUCGCUAAGCAUGUUGGCUACCAAUACAGGUUGGAGAUAGUGAGCGAUGGGAAGUAUGGAGCCCGGGACCCUGACAAUAAAGCAUGGAAUGGCAUGGUGGGAGAGCUGGUUUAUGGAAGAGCUGAUGUGGCUGUUGCACCAUUAACCAUCACCCUCGUCCGAGAAGAAGUCAUAGACUUUUCCAAGCCAUUUAUGAGCCUGGGCAUAUCCAUCAUGAUAAAAAAACCUCAAAAAUCCAAGCCAGGCGUCUUUUCCUUUCUGGAUCCCUUGGCUUAUGAGAUUUGGAUGUGCAUUGUUUUUGCCUACAUUGGAGUAAGCGUUGUCCUCUUCCUGGUCAGCCGCUUCAGCCCUUAUGAAUGGCAUACUGAGGAGUUCGAGGAAGGGCGCGACCAGCCGCCCAGUGACCAGACUAAUGAAUUUGGGAUAUUUAACAGUCUUUGGUUCUCCCUGGGAGCCUUUAUGCAGCAAGGAUGCGAUAUUUCACCAAGAUCCCUCUCUGGCCGCAUAGUUGGUGGUGUCUGGUGGUUUUUCACCUUGAUCAUCAUCUCUUCCUACACGGCUAACCUGGCUGCCUUCCUGACAGUGGAACGGAUGGUGUCCCCCAUAGAGAGUGCAGAAGACUUAGCCAAGCAGACAGAGAUUGCCUACGGGACCCUGGAAGCUGGGUCAACUAAAGAAUUUUUUAGGCGAUCUAAAAUCGCCGUGUUUGAGAAGAUGUGGACGUACAUGAAAUCAGCGGAACCCUCCGUUUUUGUGAGGACCACAGAAGAGGGGAUGAUCCGGGUGAGGAAGUCGAAAGGGAAGUACGCCUACCUCCUGGAGUCCACCAUGAAUGAGUAUAUAGAGCAGCGCAAGCCAUGUGACACCAUGAAGGUGGGAGGUAACUUGGAUUCCAAAGGCUAUGGCAUUGCAACACCGAAGGGGUCUGCACUGAGAAACCCAGUAAACCUGGCAGUGUUAAAACUGAACGAGCAGGGGCUUUUGGACAAAUUGAAAAACAAAUGGUGGUACGACAAGGGCGAGUGCGGCACCGGGGGAGGUGACUCCAAGGACAAGACAAGCGCUCUGAGUCUCAGCAACGUGGCCGGGGUUUUCUAUAUCCUGAUCGGAGGGCUCGGACUAGCCAUGCUGGUUGCCUUAAUCGAGUUUUGUUACAAGUCCAGAAGUGAAACAAAGCGGAUGAAGGGUUUUUGUUUGAUCCCACAGCAAUCAAUCAACGAAGCCAUAAGGACAGCAACCCUUCCCAGGCCAGCUACAGCAGGAGGCAGCGGAGAAAAUGGACGGGUGGUCAGCCACGAUUUCCCCAAAUCCAUGCAGGCGAUUCCGUGCAUGAGUCACAGCACUGGGAUGUCCCUGGGAGCUACGGGAUUAUAAUCGGCCAUGAUGCAUCGCCUGGAUCCACAGGCAGGAGAACAAUAGCAGUCCGCGCUGCGAUAAGGAGACGGGUAACGAGAUUCAGCAGGUUUCUGGACCAUCCUGGAAUGCAGAACCACUGGAGCACUGAGGAAGACUGUGCCAUUUUGUUUUAACUUGGUUGUUAAUAAGUCUUUGUGUGUGCAAUAUAUAUAUUUUUUCUUACCAAUUCCCAUGGUGUCAGGGUGACAUCAUCUCUCCCCUUUCCCCACUCAACCCUU
Messenger RNA from Emys orbicularis (European pond turtle), 2969 nucleotides. RefSeq names its product glutamate ionotropic receptor AMPA type subunit 1 (gene GRIA1). The transcript has 17 exons. Gene Ontology annotation, biological process: modulation of chemical synaptic transmission; monoatomic ion transport; synaptic transmission, glutamatergic. Gene Ontology annotation, molecular function: AMPA glutamate receptor activity; transmitter-gated monoatomic ion channel activity involved in regulation of postsynaptic membrane potential. NCBI's taxonomy places the organism in Eukaryota, Metazoa, Chordata, Testudines, Emydidae. The record is from RefSeq and is a predicted model, not a curated record. The coding region runs from base 1 to 2709 and encodes 902 amino acids. Gene Ontology annotation, cellular component: plasma membrane; dendritic spine; AMPA glutamate receptor complex.